UACACAGUACGCACAUAUACAUACGUGAGAAAAUAAUACGUAGGUAGUGAAUUUACUUUACGUGAAUGUUCUAGCUAGCUUAUUGGAUUCAUUGUAAUUUUGUGGUGCGAGUGUUUUUAGAAACUGAGAGUUUUAAACACACUAGUUCGGAGAAAAUGGCAGAUACAGCAAAUGCUACACCUACUAAUAAUUCGGUACACAAGACGGAUUGGGCUGCUUUGAAGCAACAUGUGAUUGAUAAUAAGAUCAAUUUUGGAUUAUGGCUUACAAGACUAUUCACUAUUAUAUUUACUAUUGGUUAUAUCAUUCCUAUAUUUGGCAAUUCUUAUAAUCUUUACUAUAAGGCUUUAAUGAGUAAUGCCGCAACCAGUGCGUUACGUCUUCAUCAAAGGAUACCACGUGUUCAAUUUAACAGACAAUUCUUGGAACAUUUGCUACUUGAAGAUUCCUUCCAUUAUAUAUUUUAUUCUUUAAUAUUCUUAUAUGCAGCACCUAUGACAUUGGUGUUAACUCCUAUAUUUUUGUUUGGACUGAUGCAUUUCGCUAGCUAUUCUUUCGUGCUGCUAGAUUGCCUAGGACAAAACAGUUGGUGGGGAGCACGUCUUUUAAUAUCCUUGGUGGAAUUUCAAUCACGAGUAAUUUUGCGCUUUUGUGCUCUAGCUGAGAUAAUUAUCUUGCCAUUCACAGUUCUUCUCGUGUUUAUGGGACGUGCUGGUUUAUUGACGCCAUUUAUUUACUUCCAAUUCUUGAAGUUCCGCCUUGCGUCCCAGAGAAAUCCAUUUACGCGCAAUGUGUUCUAUGAGAUCAGAAAUGCGUUGAGCUCAAUUUCAAGAAAGCCGACGGUCCCAGUUAUAGUGCGACGAAUUAUUGAAGGAUUGUUGUCACUUACACAACAGAUGGCUCCUGUUCGUCAGUAAUUUCUCGUGUUAGAGAUAUAUUGAAUUAUCAGAACAGAUUUCCUAGAAGUCUAGGGUCCAUACGUAAUACGUAAUAAUUUCAUACAAUCGAGUAACAGGACAAAUGCAAAUGUAAAAGAAUUAUAAUUUUUCGUUUCAAAUGUAUAUGGGAAGAAUCAAAUAAGUUUUCUCGAUGAACACCUAGUGCUCGUUUCUGUAACGAUUUCGGAACUAUUGCAUACAAUGUUAGUAAAGUUAGGUUUAGAAUUUAUUCACCACGAAUCAGAAUAUUAAUAUAAAUUGAUGAACUAGAUUUUUAAUACUCUGUGGCAGGCAUAAUAUCAAUUUACAAGAUUUUUACUUAGAACUUUAAAUCAUUCUGAAUGAGUACAUAGUAUUAACUUACAAUCAAUAUUAGUAACAUUUAUUUUGUUCCGGUUUUCUUUCAUUUUAUUAAAUAAUAAUUAUGUAUUGAAUAAGAACAAAUUGAUAUCGUUACACACAGUGAAGAGGAUAAUGAAUGUAAUUCACGCUAUGACAUGUAUAGAGUAUUCAUAAAAGAAUGGUACACAGAUAAA
Ceratina calcarata is the source of this 1474-nucleotide messenger RNA. RefSeq names its product transmembrane protein 33-containing Krueppel homolog 2 (gene Kr-h2). The transcript has 6 exons. Gene Ontology annotation, biological process: endoplasmic reticulum tubular network organization; membrane organization. NCBI's taxonomy places the organism in Eukaryota, Metazoa, Arthropoda, Insecta, Hymenoptera, Apidae. Gene Ontology annotation, cellular component: membrane; endoplasmic reticulum. Bases 156 to 917 code for a protein of 253 amino acids. The record is from RefSeq and is a predicted model, not a curated record.